CUGCACCCUCUUCCGCUACACAUCCGAGAGAAUAUAAUUUAAUAAUAUCCCUGUUUGCUGCAGUAUCCAGCUCGACUUGCUUGCGGCGACGGUGGUGGUAGACCUCAUAGUUGUAGGGGCGGCAUAUUUUGAGCAUGAUUGAAAAUCAAUUUAUCCCGGCCCGGCAACAGAAAUAUGGUAGCAGCAGAGAGAAAUGCUAAAUAUAAUGUAUUGAAAAAUAAUAAUAAGACAUUUAAUACGAUAUUCCAUUUAUUGAACUAUACAUAUAAAUAUAUAUAUGAGUGUGGUGAGACGGUACAUAUAAUAUAACAUUAAGGAAAUAUAUGAUCGAGGAGAUAUAUCUUUUAAGGAGUGCGUGAAUUGCCGGUCAUCAUCUGUUUCUCCACCUCGUACACAGCGGAUAAAACGAACGUGCAACUUUGCCAUAGCUUACCUGCACAAGAAUAUAAUCGUCAACGAAUAUGAUAGUAUCUUCAUUGCGCUUACACCGUAUUAUAUUAUGUACGAUUUUACUUCUAUCAAUGUCAUUAUAAUAUAUUACAGAAGAAUGCAAUAUUAGGUGCAAGCUUUAAAAUGGUUAACGAUAUAACGAGUGUUGAAUUAGAUUUGAUGUUAUGACCGCGCUACUUCACAGAGCCAAGAUAUACACUCGUAUUAUACUAACCUGUAUUGCAUGCAAAUAAUUUAUAAUUAUUAUUACAUUAAUUAUAUUUUGUCACCAAACAUCUACAAACAUGUUGAUUAUACUCUUAAGAAUCGUCGAAAUGCUUAUUCCAGUUGUGGUAGAGGUUUCUUUGAUGGGAUAUAGAAAUAAAACUAUUAAUGAUUACAUCAAAUUGUUACAACUACAGAGUCACGAGUCACAUUGGUUUUUCAAAAUUGUUUUUAUUCAAAUUACAAUAUAUGUUAGUUUAUUUUUCACCUUGAUGGUUAUGUGUGGAGUACUAAUAAAAGAACAGAUGCCAAAAAAAUUGAUACUUAUUGGGUCUUUUGUUCAAGUACUAUUAUGUUUAGUAUCUUCUUAUUUCUUAUUAAUACUUCAUAAAGAUAUGGGCAAAUUUCUAUUUAUACUUUGUUCUUCAGCAAUUGGAUUCAAUGGGCUACUGUUUACAAUCGAUGCAAUUAUUACGUUUCAACAAAUCAUGUUUUCACGCCCACACGCAUAAAAAAAAUAUACAUACAUAUUUAUACUACCUAGGUAUAUUAAGUUAUAGUUCUUAAGUAUUACUUUUUCAU
Molecule: messenger RNA, 1236 nt
Organism: Sipha flava (yellow sugarcane aphid)
Lineage: Eukaryota; Metazoa; Arthropoda; Insecta; Hemiptera; Aphididae
Exons: 5
Coding region: 735-1166 (143 amino acids)
Source: RefSeq, a predicted model, not a curated record